Messenger RNA from Coniosporium apollinis CBS 100218, 3999 nucleotides. RefSeq lists its product as uncharacterized. Lineage: Eukaryota; Fungi; Ascomycota; Dothideomycetes. The record is from RefSeq and is a predicted model, not a curated record. Gene Ontology annotation, biological process: transmembrane transport. Gene Ontology annotation, molecular function: ATP hydrolysis activity; ABC-type transporter activity; ATP binding. The coding region runs from base 1 to 3999 and encodes 1332 amino acids. The transcript has 2 exons. Gene Ontology annotation, cellular component: membrane.
AUGUCUGUCGCAGUGGUUGAAGAAGGCCCGGUGCGGAAGGAUCCUAUUGCGCCGGCGACUUUGCUUCCUGGUCGGCCAGAGCUAGGAAAGCGUUCGUCAACUGGCCGCCUCCCAGUGGGGGAUCCCGACGGCGACAGACACUCAAAGGCGGGCUCACAAUGGCGCAGAGAUACUGAGCUCGUGUCUCUGAGCACUGCACAGAAUCGAGUUUGGCAUAAUCAUCUCAGCAACGUACCGCAAAAGGCUCUGCGACAGGUACUAGGGCUCAACCCUUUCAAGACCUCAUACACAACCCUUUACCGACCUCUGAAAGAUUUCCAAUCAAGAACGACACUGCUGGCAGGUGUCAUCCUUGCCGUUGCAGCCGGUGUACCUCUUCCUAUCAUCGGCGUCAUAUUCGGACGCAUCAUUGACUCUUUUCCGCCCUCCGAAGCGGAAUUGGAGACACGUAUCGGACAACUCCUUGGCGUUGCAACGGCGUACUUUGUGAUAACAUGGGGCUGGGCUGUAUGCUGGGGGAUAAUUGGCGAGCGAGUAUCUCGAGGCUUGCGGGAGUCCUUGGUAGAGCGAGCUCUCGGGAUGGAGCUGGCCUAUUUCGAUACUGAAGCGCCGGAUAUGACGAACGUUCUUACGGAAAAGACGCAGACUAUACAACUGGGAACGUCCGAAAAGGUCGGCCUAUUCAUCCAGUCGAUCAGUUACUUCGUAGCAGCCUUCACCGUCGGGUUUAUCCUCAAUGCCACUUUGACAGGUAUCCUCUUCGUCGCAGUAAUACCAGCCAUGGCGAUGAUCGUCUACUUCGGCACAAAGGCCGUCUCGAGAUUCUCUAAGAGGGCAGCAGAUCUUUCGGAGGAGGCUGCAAACCUGGCAGAGAGUGCCAUUAAGGGCGUCCAAGUCGUUCAAGCCUUCGGGGUUCUUGACAAAAUGACCGAAGAUCAUCUGGCACUGCUGAAGAGAGCAGUCCGUGUCGGAGUAAAGAAAUCAAUCGCCGGAGCCCUUAUGCUUGGCUCAGUGUAUUUCGUGGCAUACGCUGCCAAUGCGUUAGCAUUUUGGGAAGGUCGUCGGUUGUAUGAAGGCGCAGAAGGAGCAUCCGGCGGAGCAGGCACUAUAUAUGCCGUGGUUUUCUUGAUCCUGGACGCAUCCUUCGUCGUUGGCCAGUUCGGACCAUUUAUUCAAACUUUUGCCCUCGCAGCGUCGGCGGGCGAGAAGAUCUUCGAAGUGCUGGACCACACGGAAGCUCACAUCAAUGUAUAUUCUGAUGAAGGAGAAAAAGCACGUCCCGACACUUUCAAGGGCGAGAUCCGUUUCCAGGACGUCACGUUUGUCUACCCAGCAAGGUCCAAUGCACGCGUACUUGAAGGUCUUAAUCUCAAGUUCAAGGCGGGAAGGGUCAACGGUCUCGUAGGCGCUUCAGGUUCCGGUAAAUCGACCGUAGCUGCCCUGCUGUUGCGGUUCUACGAUCCAUCAUCCGGAAGAGUUACCGUCGGUGAUAGGGACAUCCGCACCUUCAACGUCGGUAGCUGGCGUAGGCAAAUCGCGCUCGUGGAUCAAAACCCUGUCCUCUUCUCCGGCACAGUCCUUGAUAAUAUACGUCACGGGCUCGGGGAUAACCACGGUUUAUCCGAGCAAGAAGUCAUCCGGCGAUGCGAGAAGGCUGCAGCGGACGCAAACUGUGACUUCAUCUCGGCACUGCCCGAUGAACUUUUGACUGCAAUCGGCGGUUCAGGAAACACGCAAUUGUCUGGGGGGCAGAAGCAGCGGCUCGCUUUGGCCCGUGCCCUUGUCGGAGAGCCCUCAGUAUUGGUCUUGGACGAGUAUACCAGUGCUAUGGACGCGACGAGCGAGACGCUGGUGCUCGAUGCGCUCAGGCGUGCGGCUGCGGUCUCGACAAGGACAACAAUAAUCAUCGCCCAUCGCCUUGCUACCAUCAAGGAGGCAGAUAAGAUCAUGGUCAUGGGAGAAGGGACUCUUCUUGAAGAAGGGACGCAUGAAUCACUUUUGGAGCUGAAUGGUGCCUACAAGCAGCUGGUGGAUGCGCAGAGCUUCGUGAAGUCUGAUUCAGAGUCGGAAAGUCGAACAUCAGCCAAAUCCAGCUCUCCGGAAGAUUCGAUGACGAAACCUACUCCGCUCGGUACUCCCUCAGGCAAUGUGACCGAUGAGCACUCACAUGCGGAGCCUCUAAGCGUUUUUACCCUCGUGAGGAGGUGCUUUGCCAUGAGCAGGUCAGAGAGACCGUUCAUAUUCCUAGGCAUCCUAGCCUCAAUGGUGAGCGGAGCUAUCAUCAUGGGUGAAGCCAUAGUUUUCGGCAACCUUGUCCAUAUCCUCAACGAAGAAUCCGAGAGUGAGCGUCUUGCUCGCAGGGCCAACUUUUUCUGCCUCAUGUUCUUCGUACUCUCUCUGAUUGCACUCGUGGCUUACUCCGCGACUGGGAGCCUUUUUGGCAUAGUCUCAGAGCGGCUAAUUCUAGGUGUCAAAGCAAUCUCCUUGAAAACGAUCUUGCAGCAGGAUGUGGGGUGGUUCUCCGAGCCCUCCCGCUCGCUGCACGCGCUGAUGUCUUCUCUCAGCAUGGAUGCCGGUCAUCUCAGCGGGAUGUCCGGCAUCAUCAUCGGCACGUUCUUUUCCGUUGCAACCUCCAUCAUUGGAGGCAUCGUCCUUGCUCAUAUUAUAGCUUGGAAGAUUGCAGUAGUCUUACUGGCCGCCGUGCCCGUCAUGCUUCUUGCUGGCUUCCUACGCUUACGCAUCUUGUCCAAGGCUGAGGAAAGACACGAGACGGCAUACAACGAAGCAGCUGCAUUGGCCUCUGAAGCCUGUGCAUCUAUCCGGACGGUGGCCGCUCUAGGCCGCGAGAGCGACGUUCUUCGGCUUUAUAAGGAAGCCAUCCAAGAGCCUUAUGAGCAGAGUCUCAAGUUCACGAUCAUGAGCAACGUGUUGCUCGCGUUCUCCCUUUCAAUCACUUACUUUGUGUACGCCUUAGCGUACUGGUGGGGAGCGAAGCAAGUCCGGAAUGGCAAUUAUACAACACUACAGUUCUUCAUCGUGUUACCUGCCCUCCUUUUCUCUGCACAGGCAGCCGGACAGAUGUUCAGCCUCGCACCAGAGCUCACUCGAGCCAAAUCUGCUGCUCGCAGUGUCUUCAAGCUACACGACCAGCGCCCCUCGAUCAUUACGGACUCUACCAGCGCUUUGACGUCAGUCGUCUCGGAUUCAUCCGAGCUCUCAGAGAAAGGUAGCGACUUGGAAAAACCUCCCCUUAGCAGAGGACAAGUCGACUUCCAAGCCGUCAGUCUGAUAUACCCUUCCAGACCCAGCGCUCCCGCUCUGAAAGAAGUUAUGUGCUCCGUCCAGCCUGGAGAAUUUGUCGCCUUCGUCGGCCGGUCCGGGGCAGGCAAGACAUCCUCAAUUUCUCUCAUCGAGCGUUUCUUUGACCCCACUGGUGGUGCUGUUCUAGUCAACGGAAUAGACAUCAGAAACAUGCCGGUAGAGGAGCACCGAGCGAGGAUAGGUCUAGUAGAACAAGAGCCACAUCUUUUCCCAGGCUCUGUUUUGUUUAACGUCAAGCUAGGUGCACGACCUGGCCGGGAAGCAUCGCAUGAGGAGGUUGUCAAUGUGUGCAAGAAAUGCGGCAUUCAUGACUUCAUCAUGGGUCUGCCUGAAGGUUACAACACAGAGUGUGGCAAGAAUGGGUCUAGGCUCUCUGGUGGUCAACGGCAGCGCAUAGCCAUUGCGAGGGCGCUGAUACGAGAUCCGGAGAUCCUGCUCCUCGACGAAGCAACAUCACAGCUCGAUGCAACCAGCGAGAUGGAGGUUCGCAACGCCAUCGCUGCCGCCUCGUCUGGCCGCACAACUAUCGUGGUGGCUCAUCGACUGGCUAGUGUUCAGAGCGCUGACCGUAUAUAUGUUUUUGAUGAUGGAGCGAUCGUUGAGCAGGGCACCCAUGAUGAUUUGGUCGCACUUGGUGGCAUUUACGCUGGCAUGGUCGGAGCACAGGAAUUAGGUUGA